AUGCCAGCCCUGCUCCUCGUGGUGUUCCUCGUGGAACUCGCCGUCCACCUCGUCAACACGAUCGGCGCCUCGUCCAUCAACAACCUGCUAUGGACCCUCUACCUCAUGCUCCCGACCGAGACGUCGAAAAACUCUAGACAGCGGCAGAAGCUGCAGAGCGAAUACCUCAAGGUGCGGCGCGACCUCAAUGCAACGAGCAGCCAGGACGAGUUCGCCAAAUGGGCCAAGCUCAGGCGCCAACACGACAAGCUCAUGGAGCAGCUGGAAAAGAUGAAGACGUCCCACGAUGCGACCAAGACAAAGUUUGACAGCACGGUCGGGGUGGUGCGCUGGUCCCUCACGCGGGGCCUCAAGAUCGUACUGCCGCUCUGGUACUCGAGGCAGCCCAUGUUCUGGCUGCCCAAGGGCUGGUUCCCCUACUACGUCGAGUGGAUCCUGUCGUUCCCGCGUGCACCACUGGGCAGCAUCAGCAUCGUGUCGUGGCAGAUGGCGUGCACGGGGGUCAUCAUGCUGGUGAGCGACACCAUCACGGCCGUCCUGGGACUGAUACUGGGCGCGCGGCUGCAGGCACGCGAGAAGCCGGUCAAGGCCGCGGCGCCCAAGGAAGAAGGAAAAGCGCAGGCCAAGAAGGACUCAUGA
Molecule: messenger RNA, 639 nt
Organism: Neoarthrinium moseri
Lineage: Eukaryota; Fungi; Ascomycota; Sordariomycetes; Amphisphaeriales; Apiosporaceae
Exons: 3
Coding region: 1-639 (212 amino acids)
Biological process (GO): tail-anchored membrane protein insertion into ER membrane
Cellular component (GO): GET complex
Source: RefSeq, a predicted model, not a curated record